UUUGGCAUCGGCGCUAAGCGCGAAGGCUGGCUUGCGCAAGUCCAAGGGCUGCCUCUUGCCCACAUCUGGGGGCAUCUCGCUCUCCAAGAAGCCAAUUGACCAUGCGCGAACGACGACGGAGACGAUGAGGCCGGCACCAUGAGGACGCUAGCUUGGCUCCUCGCGGCGGCGGCCGCGCGGGCGCAGGCGCCGACGGCCGCGCCGACCUACGAGACGUGGGCGCCGACGGCGGGGCACCCGACGCCCGUGCCGACGUCGGCGCCGUCGCCGAUGCCGUCGGCGGUCCCGUCGACGGCCGCGCCGACGAUCACUCCAAAGCCGACGCUGACGCCGCAGCCGAGCUCGGUGCCGAGCCGUACACCCACGACCGUGCCUUCAUCAAGCCCGACGCGCGUGCCCGUGCCGCAACCGAGCGGCGCGCCUUCCAUACCUCCGACCGCGGGCCCCAGCGGCGCGCCGUCCGUGCCGCCGACGCCGCGCCCGUCCUCGGUGCCGUCUCCAUUACCUUCGCCGGGUCCGACGCUGACGCCGCACCCGACGACGGCCCAGCCGACCGACGUGCCGACCGUGACGCCGGCGCCGUCGCCGAUCCCGACGGCCGUGCCGUCGUCGACACCGUCCCUUGAGCCGUCGCCCGCGCCGUCGACGGCGGCACCUUCACCGCUACCGAGCCCGGUGCCGAGCCGCACGUUCAAGCCGACGCACAGCGUCGCGCCCACACAUGCGCCCACGCUCUCGGCGCACCCGACCGUCUCGCUGGAGCCGACGGUGUCGCCCUACCCGACGCCGGCGCCCUCGACGUCGCCGGCGCCCUCGCCGAUCCCCUCGACGUACCACCCGACGCGCUACCCCACGAGCGUGCCCACGUCGCGGCCCUCGCCGCUGCCGUCCAUCUCGCCCUCGGCGUCGCCCUACCCGACGGUCACGAGCGCGCCGACGCACCGACGGGCCAUCAUCGACGUCAAAUUCAACACCAUCAUGGCGUACGUCAACGCGACGGAGAUCAAUCUCCCCGAAAGGUGUUCGCGCUGCGCCGCGGCGCGCGCGGCGCUGGCCCAGGCCUUCGCGAAUGCACUAGAUGUGCCCGUCGAGUGGAUCGUGUCCAUCGAGGCGCGGAGCAUGUACUUCUCGCACGAGUUCCCGCGCCCGGCGCGGCGUUUGUCGGACGAAGCGCCGCCGCGGCCGCGGCCGGCGCGCCGGCUCCUGUGGGGCGACGCGCCCGUCGUCGAGCCAGUGGCUGUGGCGACGCCGCCGGCGACGGCGCCCUCCGUCGCGACAUUGGCCGACGAGCUGCGACAGCGCCAACUAAAGCACUUCGACUGGCACACGGCCGCGCCGACCUACACGCCCGCGCCGUCGCCCGUCCCGUCGCCCGCGCCCUCGAAGCCGCCGACGCACAUGUUCUGGCCGACGCGGUCGCCGACGCGCGCGCCCACCGUAUUGCCCAACGUCACCAUGGUCGGCGCCGUGACCACUCUAACGGUCGCCGACUCGACCGAGGCGCAGAACGUGACCGACGCCUUCGUGGAACAAGCGUUGAUAGAUCUGGCGAAAGCUGUGAAAAGUGGCCAAUUUUUGAGUGAUGUGCAAACUCAAUUAGCGGGCACGACGGCUUCUGACAUCUUCGAGGACGCCGUCGUCCUCAAGAACCAGACCGUGGACUGGAAUGCGGAGCGGUGCGCGGAGCAAUGUUAUGACAUGACCGUGACGACGGACAAGCCGACGACGUCGCCGACGACGGGCGCGCCGACGCAGCAGCCGACGGAGUGCGGUCUCACGUAUUUAGGCGUCUGGUGGCCGUGCGAGAUCGACGGCUGGCCCGUCAUGCCCUGGAAGUUCCAGAGCUUUGGCGAGGCGACGGGGACGAUCGUGGCCUGCCUCGUCUUCUGCGUUUUUUGCUUCGUGUUCGGGAAGAAGUUCUGGAUCGAGUAUCGCGACGACGCGAAGAAAAUAUACCGGGAGGGCCCCUACUACCGGAACGUGGCCAAGGCUUUUAUAAGGGAGUCGGUGCUCGAGUGCGCGGCGACGCCGUGGUAUUUGAGGGACGCCGUCGUCCAGUGGUGGAAGAUGAUCUUUCAGGUCACGGAGAUGGACGUGCGGCCGUGGCCGGGCCGCGUGGCGUCCGAGAAGCGCGUCUGCGACGAGGGGCAGCUCCAGGGGUAAUAUAGUUUUGUGGUUUUUUGUUGGUGUACGCUUAUGCUUCGGAAGCAGUGCAAAGUGCCAAACUCGG
Messenger RNA from Pelagomonas calceolata, 2230 nucleotides. The record is from the annotation of a GenBank genome assembly. Lineage: Eukaryota; Pelagophyceae; Pelagomonadales; Pelagomonadaceae.